GGUCAGGGGUGAGAGCUCCUCACAAUCUGUCAUGGCGAAGGAUGGAGCGGAGACUUUGGCUUCAGUGUAACUCGGAGCUCUGGCUCUAACCGACCGGGAUCGCCGUGCUCCAGCCCGGACCCCGGGCCCAGAGGACAGGAGCAGAUUAUAAUCCGAAGAGGCCCAGAUGUGGAGAGCUGAAGUAACUGGAGCCCCUCCACUUCAGAUAACAUCAUGUCUUACUAUAACGAUGAGCCUCGAUACACUAUUGAACAAAUUGAUCUUCUUCAGCGCCUCCGCCGAUCGGGAAUGACUAAACACGAAAUCAUUCAUGCACUUGAAACAAUGGAACGGCUCGACCAGGAGCAAAAUGAAAAGUUUGUUAGGCGGCCUAACUACACCAGUAACUAUGGCAACAACGUUUCGGCAUCCUCUUCCACAGCUUCUGCUGCUACACAGACUCAAAGUCUAGCGCAAUCACCGUCACCUAGUAACAGCUACGACACAUCACCUCCACCCUACAAUGCAAGCCACACAGGGCGAGAAAGCACUGUAAAUGAGAGACUUGUUGCCAGUGGAACACUGUCUCCGCGGUACCAGAACAGUGGGAGUCAGAGAUCAUAUAGUUUUGACACAGGAGAUGAUGAUGCAGAUUUGGAGGAGAAAGUGGAAGAGUACAUGAGAAGGGACAGCAAUGCAGUAAAAGAGGAAAUCAAAGCAUUUUUAGCCAAUCGGAGGAUUUCUCAAGCUGUAGUGGGACAAGUCACAGGUAUUAGUCAAAGCUACAUAUCCCAGUGGCUGUUGCAGCAGGGUCUUGACAUGAGUGAACCUAAGAAGAGGGCAUUUUAUAGAUGGUAUCUUUUAGAAAAGAAUAGUCCAGGUGCUACUUUAAGUAUGAGACCAGUUUCGACCACAACAACAGAGGACCCUGAGUGGCGGUCAAACGUCAGCCCAGUGACAGGAAACUUCCGUCUCAGAAGGGGAAGUAGAUUUACCUGGCGAAAAGAAUGCCUCUCUGUCAUGGAAAGCUAUUUCGGUGAAAAUCAAUAUCCAGAUGAGGCAAAGCGAGAGGAAAUUGCAAAUGCCUGCAACACAGUCAUACAGAAACCAGGUAAAAAGUUAUCAGAGUUUGAACGAGUUACCCCUCUGAAAGUGUAUAACUGGUUUGCCAAUCGUCGGAAGGAGAUGAAGAGAAGAGCAAAUAUAGAAGCAGCAAUCCUGGAGAGUCAUGGGAUUGAUGUUCAGAGUCCUGGUGGACAUUCCAAUAGUGAUGACAUUGAGGGCAACGACUACUGUGAGCAAAGUCAAGGAGUGAACCCUGGCCAGGCAGUUGUUCAGCAGCAAGAACUUGAAGAAAAAGAGACCGAUGAAGAAACACUGUUGCUCAAUCUCACACUCGCAGCCAUGAUACUGAGAUUGUGUGCUUACUUUUGGGUGUAGUUUAAAAGGCAGGAGUUUGGAGAUUGUGAGAGACCAGAUGCCAAGACAGUGCUGAACAUAGAACAUUACAUAGAAUGGUAGCAGAGAUGCCUGUAGGUGAGGUCACUCAAGUUCUGCUGCAUGAACUCAGAUGAGUACUUUGUUAAGGUGACUCACAAAAAAAGUCUGAAGUUGUCCAAAAUUAAAUGCUUGGUGCAUUGGGUGAUCUGCCAGACAACCGAGAGUCACAGUCAAGGAGCGUGGAGGGGUCCAGCACUGGAUUUGCAUGGAGCUAGAUCUCCAGGAUGGAAAUUGCAGCCAGUUUCAUUACUGGCCUUGUGUACUCAGUCACGAUCUAUGCACUCAAUAUGAUGGUGGCUGCUAGAUCAGCUUCCGUUACAGUGCGUGCAGAAGGCUCCUAAAUUUGUGGAUGCUGCUGUGGUACCUUCGACUGAGUCAUUCAGCCAGCUACCUACCAUCAGACUUCUGACCUGGCUGCAGAUACAAGUGCUCAAAGGGAUUCCUUGGGUCUCACAGCAAUCUAUCUUCUGACACACUGGUUCAUUUGCUGAGGUGUUCAACAGGAAGAAUGGCAAUGACUCUACAUAGCAUGAUUUGCUAUCCUCGCCACACCUCAGGCAAUGGGAGAGGUUGCCAAGGGAGGGUCCUUCAUGGUAACCUCAGCUGGUGUGGGAAUUAAACCCACACUGUUGGCAUCGCACUGCAUUACAAACCAGCUGUCCAGCCAACUGAGCUGACUGACCCCUUGUUUGUGUGCCGCUAGCAAUCCUGCACAGUGACCUGUGUACAGUCAAUUCCAAUCUGCAGCAUUCAGAGCACGCUUGCUGCACCUCUGUUUACAUACAAAAUACCAGUGACCUCAAUUGUACAACAGUGGCCACAGGAUGUUGGAGAUUUCUUCUGAUCCAGCUUGGAAAGAGCUUGACGUAAAAUGUUUCAAGUCACGGUUACCUACCUCUGUAGCUACUGCUAAUGCCAUCCUCACCCUGCUUAGGGGCUUGGAUUAGGUUGCAGAUUUCAAUGAGCAACUUAUUGAAGUUGAGGCAUCAGGCACACUGUUUGUUGAUAAGGUUGAGACAGGAGAGGAGAAACUAGGCUUUCCCACUUGUACUGUCCGGAUCUCCUGAAUCUUAUCACUCACUCCCAGAUACUCAUUACCAAUUGAUGUUCGUCUUCCAAUGCCUUGGUGAAUACAGUUCUCUGUGAAUGAUAGACAAUAUUUGCAGUGAUAAUGCCCUAAAGCCUCAUUCUUUGUUUCUUUUUAAGAAAAGUGUGUUAGUUGUUUGAUUGUCAUAUUUAAAAUAAAGCAGCCUUUGCCUUCCACAGCAAUUUUCCAUUAUCAUAGAAAAACACCCUCAGGUACUUCACAGAGGCAUUCAGGCCUGUCCUUGAGAGGGUGCCAAGAUGAGGUUUAGAAAGAUACACUGGCUGGAAAUAGUAGCUGACACAUUUUCUGUUCCUUUUUGAAAAAAGCAAAUACAAUAUUCAAAUCAUCAACUUUAUUUAAACACGCAGGGGAUUUUUUUUGUGAUCAUAGAUCCUUAGCAUUGGAAAUUCUAGCACCCCACUACAGCAGGUGCAAUGUUGUUAUAUUGGGAUUGGGAAGUUAAAGAAUUUUGAAAGAAUAUUCACAUAUAUGUCCACAUAUGUUCAUAUCUCAAUGAGAUGAAAAAUAAUGUGAAAUUAUUGAAACCUUUAUAUUUACAUGAGACUUCAUCUUCUCUGUGUUUUUUGGAUAAGUUUUGUAUAAGUGAAUGACUGGGCAAAUUAUAUUGUUGAUGAUGUGUAUAUACCUGUAUCUCUGUAGGGAGAACCAGUACAGAAAAGUCACAGUCCAGAACAAGGUCGUUCAGCCCAUCAUGUCUAUACCAGUUGUAUAAACUAGCUGCCUGUUCUAAUAGUACUCACCAGUACCUGGGUCAUAGCCUUUCAGGGUACAGAGCUUCUGGUACAGAUCCAGGUUUCUUUUAAGUUGAGGGUUUUCACCAAACUGGGCAGUGAAUUCCAAACAUCCACCACCCUCUGGGUGAAAAUGUUUCUCCUCAUGUUUCCUCUUAUUCUUCUACUAAGCACCUUAAAACUGUGCCACCACCUGGUAAUUGACCUCUCUACUACAGGAAACGCGUUUUUACAUGUCCAAGCCCCUCAUUAUUUUGCACACCUUGAUAAAGUCAUCCCUCAGCCUUCUCCAUUCUAAGGAAACCAGCGCUAAUCUAUCCAAUCUUGCCUCAUUGUCAAGUCCUGAAGAAGGGCUCAUGCCUGAAACGUCGAUUCUCCUGCUCCUUGGAUGCUGCCUGACCCGCUGCGCUUUUCCAGCAACACAUUUUCAGCUCAUUGUCAAGUCCUCGCAACAUUCUUUUAAAUCCCCUCUGUAUGCUCUCCUACAGCCAUCAUGUCCUUCUUGUAAUGCCAUGACCUGAGCUGUACAAAAAAACUCUAACCAAAAAUGUCUAACUAGUGUUUUCUAUAGUUUCAGAUUACAUCUCUGCUUUAUCUCAUCCAAAGACGGAAAGAAUCCUGUGUGCCUUCUUUAUCACCAUCUCCACCUGUCCAGUCACUUCAGGGAUUGUGGACAUGCACACCAAAGUCUUAUCUCUUCCUUUAUCUCCCUCAUUAUCCUUCCAUUUAUUGUCUUCUUUACUUGUCUUCUCCACACACGUAACCUUGACCUUUUCAGGAUUGGAUUCCAUUUACCACUUUAUCAUUCUCUGAACCAAACCAGUGAUAUUUUCCUGAGGUUCACAGUUUCACUCUCAAUUACUCAGCCAGUUUCUGUGACUUCCUCAAAUUUUCCAAUCAUGGAACCCAUAUUCAAGUCAAAAUCAUUAAUAUAUAGCAAUGGAUCCAAAACUGAUUCCAGUAGAACGUUAGUGGAAAUGCUUUUAAUUCACAGAAUCAUCUGUCAAUCAUUAACCUGUCCAAGUAACAAUUAAUCCAAGCUCUCAACAUUGCUUCCAGUAAUUUGCUCACCACUGAGAUCAGACUGACCAGUGUCUAAUUAAUGUGGCCUAUCCUUGCACCCUUUUGCAUAAUGGUACAAUGUUAGCAGACUUCUAGUCCUCUGGUACCUUGCUUAUAUCUGGUGAAAAUUGGGAAAUGAACCUCAGAACAUCCUCUGUUUCCUUCUUGACAUCCUUUAACAGCCUAAGGUACAAUUCACCCAGCUCUGGUGAUUUAUCCACCUUCAAAGAGGUCAGCCCUCCAGUACUUCCCUUCUCAUUGCACUUAUUUUAUCUAAUUGUCCUCUUUAACAUGAAUAUCUGCAACUUCCCUCUUCUUUAUGGAGACAUAGACAAAACACUCGUUGAGAUCCCUGCCACAUCUUCUGCAGCCAUGCACAUGUACCUAUGUACGUCUCCAGUAGGCCCAUCCUUUCCUUAGUAUUCCUCUUGCUCUUAAUGUACUGAUAAAAUAUCUUUGGACUUCUCUGAAUUUUAUCAGCUAAUGUUUUUCCAUUCCUCUCUUUGCUUUCCUAAUUUCCUUUUUCACUUCACGCCUGUAUUUCCUACACUCCUCUAACCUUUCUAAAAUCUCCAUCUUUCUAUUUUAUCUUGCCCUGUGGACCUGUGGAUAAACAGAAGACUCUAGAUCGGGCACAAAAGCCUAUUUUCUUUGUGGAGACAAUAGGUUGCAUUUAUAUUUUGACAUAUUAAUACAUUUUAAUGUAUCUCAUAGAAGCAUUACCACAAAAAGUUUAACAGGGAAGGGCCAGGAGGGAUAGUUUACCAUGGUGACAAUCUGUAAGAUGUCACUUGCAACAUGAUAAAAGGCAUUUCAGUACGGUGGCUGGUGGAGAGAACCUGAUUGGAAGAAUACAGAUGUGGAGUUCUGGGAAAGAUGAGUUCAUAUUUGGGAGAUAAUAAUAUAUUUUAAGGACUUUGAAGAGAUAGGGAAUCUUGGGGAUGGAUGGUAGUUUACAAAGCUGGUGAGGUUGUGUUGUUUUGUUGUGAAGAGAUCUGAUUACAGGAGAUGAGAAGGAAAGGGGACCAGUCGCUGGCAGGUGAAUGAGGAAGGGAAGUGAGGCAGUCACCAAGAUUGAGGGAACAUGAAGUGGAUCUCACGGACAAGUUUAGUUCAGUGAAUGAAUGCAAGUUCAGGGCUAAAGUAGUGGGAAAUCUGAGAGAAGAUGUUUGGCUGGGUGGCUAGUUGAGGGGAGGGAGGUUGAUGAAAUGAUCUCAAUCUUCAUGACUGUCAAAGAGCUCUUCACAAUUGUAGGAGUUGAGGUGAUGAAAAGACAUGGUUUACACUAGAGAAAAGAACCCAAACAUUAUCUUCAUGUACCAGGAUAAUCAUAGAUACUGAGCAAUUUUGACAGAUAAGAAUAGCACUUGACAGUGCUGAUUGUGAUUCAGCCAGAUCUAGCACUGAAUGGCUAAACCAGUUGUCUUCUGUACUGUUGCAUUUAUUUAUUUUAAGUAGGAAGUGAUUACAAGCUAGGAUGCAUUACCUGAAAUUCUGGUAGAGACAGGUUCAUUCAUGGCUUUCAAAAGGGAGGUGGAUAGAUGACUGAAAAGAGAACAUUUGCAGCACUAUUGCAAAAGGACAGGAAAAUGGGGGUCGCCAAAUUGCCCAAAUAGAGAGAUGGCAUGGCCUGACUAGCCUCCUCUGCUUUAAUCAUACCGUGAAUAUAUAGACCUGGUCUCCUUGAAUUAAGAGGAACAGAAGUGAGGGCUGAAGCAGGGAUAUAAGAGUACUGCUUCUAAAGGGAAUGAAGUGUAGGUUGUGUUGUGAUCGAGCUGAUCGAAAGCUCAGACAUUUCUUGACAAAUGGAAAACCAAUUGAAGUUUGGGAAAUGUGGGUUUACCUGAAAUAACAGUUUUGUUUUAAACAGAGCAGACAUUGGAGGAAGAAAACAAAUGAACACGUUAAUGCUGAACUGUAAGAUUAUUUAAUUUUUGUUAAAUCCAGUGCUACUUAUAUGGCAGUUUGUGUUUCUCCCCUCCACCCCUCCAUAGGAUGAAAAUACUUCCCAUAGUGACCAUCAGCAAGACCCCAUCUCAUUGGCUGUUGAAAUGGCAGCUGUCAAUCAUUCGGUCCUAGCUUUGGCCAGCCAGGGUGGAAGUGAGAUCAAGACAGAAGCAAUCGAC
Chiloscyllium plagiosum (whitespotted bambooshark) is the source of this 6506-nucleotide messenger RNA. Its product is annotated as homeobox-containing protein 1-like. Gene Ontology annotation, cellular component: nucleus. NCBI's taxonomy places the organism in Eukaryota, Metazoa, Chordata, Chondrichthyes, Orectolobiformes, Hemiscylliidae. Gene Ontology annotation, biological process: positive regulation of DNA-templated transcription. The record is from RefSeq and is a predicted model, not a curated record. Gene Ontology annotation, molecular function: double-stranded telomeric DNA binding.